CUUUCACCCUUUCACACCUAUACUUGCCUGAAAGACGGACGGCCCCAUGUGACCUGCGCGCACCAAGCUCACCUUUCUUCCUACAUCUGAAUCUGCUUAUGACCCUGAGGUGCUAUAUAGGACUUGCCGGCUGCAAAACUUUGACUGUCUUGGAUAAUCCAUCGCUGCUUGGUCGACAUGGCGCCUGCACCGCAAGCGAUGUUUGCGACGGAUGAGAAAGCGCUCUGCUUCCACCAUGAGCUGCUCUACGAGGCCAAGGUACUGCAAGUCAGACAGAAGGACCCGACGGACAAGAAGAGUACUUUUGAAUACAAGGUCCACUACAAGGGCUGGAAGAAUACUUGGGACGACUGGGUUCCCCAAGAACGGUUGCGGAAGAACACCGAGGAGAAUCGGGAGAUUGCGACGAACCUGAGGAAGGAGAUGGAGGCGUUGCAGAAGCGCAGCACGAAACCAGCGCCUGUAUCGCACAAGAAGCGGACCGACCGAGCCUCGGAGGACCGGCAAUCGUCGCUUGCAGCUGGCUCUCGGGGACAGAAGCGGGGACGAGACUUUGAGAUUGACAGAGAAGAAAGCAUAACAGUACGGCCAAUAGUGCCCCUGCACAUGCCAGACCGGCUGAAGAGCCUCCUGGUAGACGACUGGGAGAACAUCACCAAGAACGCGCAACUCAUGCAGCUGCCAACCAAGAUGCCCGCCGGCAUCAUCCUCGACGAGUACGCCGCGAUCGAGCGCGAGAAGCGCAAGGCAGGGUCCGCCGAAGCCGACAUUCUCGAAGAAGUCGUGGCUGGAGUGAAGGAAUAUUUCAACAAGGCGCUUGGCCGCAUCCUGCUGUACCGCUUCGAGCGCCAGCAGUACUACGAGAUCCACAAGGAGAUUGACUCGCCCACCUCCGACCUCGCCGGCAAGCCGCUCUCAGACGUGUAUGGCGGGGAGCACCUGCUGCGUUUGUUUGUUACGAUGCCGGAGCUGAUUGCGCAGACGAAUAUGGACCAGCAGUCGGUCAACCGUCUCCGGGAGGAGCUGGUGCGCAUGACGACUUGGCUGGCCAAGGAGCCGAAUGUGGGACGGUACUUUACGUCGGAGUACGAGAGCACGAACAGCACGUACAAGGACAAGAUUAAUGCUGGCGGCUGAGCAGGGCAGGGCGGGAGGAGGUAUGGGGCACGCAGUAGUAGUAUUAGUAGAUGAAUGUAUACAGCCAUGGAUGGUUGGGAGCGCAGAGUAUGGACGGUUGAUGCGACUAUAUCAUAGCAUAGCUGCCAUAGCCAUAGACAGGGCAGACGCAGGCAGCAGUGCGGAAAGCAAAGAGGGCCAUUUCUGGACAUGUAAUAUUAUAUACCUAUAAAAAGCCAACUUUGUAGGCUGU
Molecule: messenger RNA, 1369 nt
Organism: Pseudovirgaria hyperparasitica
Lineage: Eukaryota; Fungi; Ascomycota; Dothideomycetes; Acrospermales; Acrospermaceae
Product: mortality factor 4-like protein-like protein 1
Exons: 4
Coding region: 178-1137 (319 amino acids)
Biological process (GO): chromatin organization; regulation of DNA-templated transcription
Cellular component (GO): nucleus; NuA4 histone acetyltransferase complex; Rpd3S complex
Source: RefSeq, a predicted model, not a curated record